Molecule: messenger RNA, 1092 nt
Organism: Ictalurus furcatus (blue catfish)
Lineage: Eukaryota; Metazoa; Chordata; Actinopteri; Siluriformes; Ictaluridae
Gene: tfpil
Exons: 6
Coding region: 70-702 (210 amino acids)
Molecular function (GO): serine-type endopeptidase inhibitor activity
Source: RefSeq, a predicted model, not a curated record
UUCAGAAAUUCAGGAUAUAACAGUACUCACAGGAGCACAAAGAGGAGCUGCUUGAAUCUUGGACACAAAAUGGUUUCUAGACUUUAUUUUCCAUUCUUCUUGAUGGGGAUCAUGUGUGCAGGCGCGCAGGAAUUAGAUGAAAAACAUCCAGGUUGCACUGAAAUGAUGAACGAAGGUACUGGGAAAGAAAAUACAUUGCAGUUCUACUACGACGAGAAAAUCCAACGUUGCAUCCCCUUCUUCUACAAAGGAGAGGGCGGCAACAGCAACCGGUUCACCACCGAAAUGCAGUGCCUGGAAAAAUGUUCCUCACAGUAUCGUGAGCUGUAUCCAGAAGGAGAUGCAGUGUGCACUUUAGACAUGGACCCAGGCAGUUGUUCUGCCAGACUUUUAAGGUUUUACUACAGCAAAGAGGAGAAGGUCUGCCGCCUGUUUCUUUAUGGAGGCUGUCAAGGAAAUGGCAACCAAUUUGAGAGUAAAGAAGCUUGUGAAAGCACGUGUCGAGCAAGGUCUGGAAGGACUUUUGGACAAGCUUCUAAUCCUGAUGAGCAAACGGUGGACAUGGGUUUGAUUGUGGGCAUUCUGGGAGGUGUUGUGUUUGCCGUGGCAAUGGUUGCUACUAUUGCACUAUUUGUGGUCCAAAGGAAAGCGAAACAUACCAACAUGAAGAAAGUGCCCACAACUGAUGUUGAGCUGAGAUGAGCUAGACAAACAGAAGGCCAGAGCUUUGUGUGUGUGUGUGUGUGUGUGUGUGUGUGUGUGUGUGUGUGUGUGUGUGUUCUUUUGUAUGACCUUUUUAUUAUCCAACUGGAUACUUCAUGAGAAAUAUAAAUCGUAGCUGUUCAUUAUGUGCUAUAUGCUGGUGUAAAAACCCCAAUAAAAACUAUAAUAGAAAGUUGCCUUCAUAUGGAAAAAUAGCACAGCAUUAGUUUGGUAAAUGAGUCUAAUUUGGGUUUUAGAAUUAGAAAUGUUAGAUUAAUUUAACUGCUGCAACACUUGUAAAUGUAUUGUUCAACAGUAAAGUUCUGUAUGAUGUAAUAUCUUUAGAAUAAGGGUUUGUUUUUACCUAAAAAAUAAAGUUUGUGAACUGUU